AGCUCUGCUGCCAGCUCGGCUUUUCUCUCCUGGCUUUUUGGUUCCUGACGGCGCAGCUCCCUUGGAGCACCGGAGCCAGGGGUGAGGCGGUGAGCGGCUCCAGGGAGCCCGGGCUGGCUCCAUGUAUCCCGAAUCCACCACUGACUCCCCAGCGCGACUCUCGCUGCGGCAGACGGGCUCCCCAGGGAUGAUUUACAGCGCGAGGUAUGGGAGCCCCAAGCGCCAGCUCCAGUUCUACAGGAACCUCGGGAAGUCGGGGCUGCGCGUGUCCUGCCUGGGCCUAGGGACAUGGGUGACGUUUGGAGGGCAAAUCACAGAUGAGAUGGCAGAGCAGCUGAUGACUUUGGCUUAUGACAAUGGCAUUAAUCUCUUCGACACGGCAGAAGUCUACGCCGCCGGCAAGGCUGAAGUGGUGCUGGGGAACAUCAUCAAGAAGAAAGGGUGGAGACGGUCCAGCCUGGUGAUCACAACCAAAAUCUUCUGGGGAGGAAAGGCCGAGACGGAGAGGGGACUGUCCCGAAAGCACAUCAUAGAAGGUCUGAAGGCGUCGCUGGAGCGGCUGCAGCUGGAGUAUGUGGAUGUGGUGUUCGCCAACCGGCCCGACCCCAACACGCCGAUGGAAGAGACCGUGCGAGCCAUGACCCACGUCAUCAACCAGGGGAUGGCCAUGUACUGGGGGACCUCGCGCUGGAGCUCCAUGGAGAUCAUGGAGGCCUACUCGGUGGCCCGGCAGUUCAACCUGAUCCCGCCCAUCUGCGAGCAAGCCGAGUACCACAUGUUCCAGCGGGAGAAGGUGGAGGUGCAGCUCCCCGAGCUCUUCCACAAGAUAGGUGUGGGAGCCAUGACCUGGUCCCCGCUCGCCUGCGGCAUCGUCUCAGGGAAGUACGACGGGGGGAUCCCCCCCUACUCCCGCGCCUCGCUGAAGGGAUACCAGUGGCUGAAGGACAAGAUCCUGAGCGAGGAGGGCCGGCGGCAGCAGGCGAAGCUGAAGGAGCUGCAGGCCAUCGCCGAGCGCCUGGGCUGCACCCUGCCCCAGCUGGCCAUCGCCUGGUGCCUGCGCAACGAGGGCGUCAGCUCCGUCUUGUUGGGGGCCUCCAACGCCGACCAGCUGAUGGAGAACAUUGGAGCAAUACAGGUCCUUCCGAAGCUGUCGUCUUCCAUCGUCCAUGAGAUCGAUAGCAUCCUGGGCAACAAACCCUACAGCAAGAAGGACUACAGAUCCUAAGCGUGCGCGGCCCAGCGCGCUGCCGCCCUCGCCGCCCGUUCGCUUGCUUACGCUUCGUUGGAGCAAAGUGGGGAGUGUGGUUUGCACCGAGCGCCGACAGCCGCCGCUCCCGCCCUGCUGCCCCGCACCAUCGUACUGUGUCUGCCCAGCGAGGCCGCGGCGCGGGGACAGCCGCCGGCAGGGAGCGCGCCGGGCCGAGCCCCAGCGCCGCGGUUGCCGCCGGCGUGGCGCGGGGACCCAUUGCAUGUGCGGCUCCCACCCCGGCGUGGCUGCCCCAGGGCGGCGGGCGCGGGGCCGCGAGCGGGUGCUGUAGCCCACGAGGCCGACAACACGAAGCUGUUCCCCAGCCUGCGCCCGGCCCCUGGCCUCUGCCCUGCCUGCGUCACCGCGCCGGCGCCAGCACCAGCACGGCCAGGGCUGCAGCCCGGAGGAGGGGGCGGCGGCGGGGAGGCACACACGGCCAGGGUAGGUUUGGCACAGGGGGCUGCCCCAGCUCUAGGCAUCACUGUGGGCUCUGACCCCGGCUACAGGGGCCUCCAGCUGCCUUUACAGGAAACACGUCCAUCAGCACACACACAGAUCAGGGCAAGGGUGUGGGUACGUACACACACACCCCUACAGCUGCCUGCACGGGUGUGCAUCUACCUUCACCUGCAUCCCUACAGUCACACCCUUCUUCAUCCAGCACUCAGUACCUACAGACACAUCUGUGCAGGGGUCAACAUCCAUAAUGUCCAUCCCAACACACAGACAACCUCUGCAGCUGUGUGUGUACCCACACAGAUGUGUCCAUGCCCCUGUGCAGAGACUGAGAUGGCUGCAUGUCUAUACAUGCACACCUGAAUGCAAACAGACACGUCCAUACCUCUUUGUACAUACAGAUCUGUAUCAACACCUAGCUCUGUGACCGCACUCACAGUUCGACCUAUAACCAUACACCUAUGCACACAUGUGGACAUACACAUCUGUGAUUCAGAUACAGCUGUAGAUAUCUCUGUUCUCUCUGUACAGAAACACAUCCCUGCUCGUACCUGUAUUUGCCUCUAUCCAUUAAUACACCCACCUUCCUAUAUCUGCACACAACUAAACACAGAACUAGACAGUUGUUUACAGACCUGCACCUGUGUGUGUUUAUCCACCAUGUAUGUGGCUACAGCCAUACUUGUAUCCCUCCCAUGGUGAGGGGGUGCAUGCAUGUACAUAAAUACAGGAGUAUGUAUAUACACACACAGAGUCUCUCACAAAUAACACAUUAAAAGCAGCACAACUCUCUA
Colius striatus (speckled mousebird) is the source of this 2499-nucleotide messenger RNA. RefSeq names its product potassium voltage-gated channel subfamily A regulatory beta subunit 2 (gene KCNAB2). Gene Ontology annotation, cellular component: membrane; cytoplasm; extrinsic component of cytoplasmic side of plasma membrane. Gene Ontology annotation, biological process: potassium ion transport; regulation of potassium ion transmembrane transport; transmembrane transport. The record is from RefSeq and is a predicted model, not a curated record. The transcript is spliced from 16 exons. Gene Ontology annotation, molecular function: potassium channel regulator activity; voltage-gated potassium channel activity; transmembrane transporter binding. Lineage: Eukaryota; Metazoa; Chordata; Aves; Coliiformes; Coliidae. The coding region runs from base 122 to 1225 and encodes 367 amino acids.